GAAAAUGGGAAAGGCUGGGCCUGAGCUUUAGGACUGAGAGCGGAGGUGAAGGACGGGGAUGAUGAUGAAUGAGGUCAGUGAAUUGAGUUUGAUUCAAAUAGUUGUCGGCUCCUCCUUGCGAGGGGCGCCUUGCUCACGCGUGAUUUCUGUUACUAUUGCUACGUGAAAUCGAUUAUAAUUAUCCUUCGAUACUUCGAAAAGCUGCAUCCCUACCUCAAGUGCCAUACUACACAUUAUCUCCUUCCAAUCAAGUAAACUACAUCCGCCACAAUGGUCAAGGCCAAGGAAGAGGUUAUUUCCGAGUUCAAUGAGUACGUCAACAUGACGGCCGAGGACCUCGAGUCCUGGCUCAAGUCAGACGACUCCAACAGCGCGGGCUGGCCCAAGGACGACGCUGAGGGCGAGGGCGAGUCGGUCGGACAUGACAGCGGGCGCAAAAUUGUCGAGAUCCUCCAGGCGAACCCCGACAAGAAGGAGGACGAGUACACAGAUGAGCAGGUUGAGCACAUGCGCAAGGUCGUGGCGUACUGUAAGCGACACUUGGCGCAAGAGUCCCAGUCGAAUAGUGACAAGUCGCCCGAGGAGGUGAAGAAGACCAAGUCGUAUGCUUCACUGAAGAACUGGGGACACGACUUCCUCAAGGCCCAGGGCAAGGAGAAUGGCGCGUCAAAGUCGAAUGGAAAGUCCACCAAGAAGGAAAAGAAUGGUGACGAGGAGAAGGCCGAGUCGAAUGGGUCCAAGAAGCAGAACGGGUCCAAGAAGGAAGAGGAAGAGGCCGACGAUGACAAGGAAGAGGAGGCUGCUGACGAAGAGGCCGAGGACGAGAGUGAGGAGAAGGCCGGCGACAAGCGCAAGAACGCCAGUGAGGAGAACGGGUCCAGCAAGAAGCGACAGACGCGCCAGGGCGAGGGCAAGUCGACUGAGAAGUCGGACGAGAAGAAUGGGGAUGAUGACGAGGAAGAGAAGGCCGAGGAGAAAGAUGAAGACGGCGACGAGGAGAUGGAGGAUGAUGGCGAGGAAGGUGACGACAAGGAGAAUGGCGGCGGCAAGGCGAAGAAGGGACCUAAGAAGGGCGAUACCGUCAGCUGGAACUGGGGCAGUGGUCAGCCCGAGGGCAAGGUCCUUGACGUGAAGGGCGAAAAGACGUCUAUCACGACGAAACGCGGAAACGAAGUGUCCCGCGAUGGAGAUCCCGAGGACCCGGCCGUUGUCAUUGACACUGGAAAGUCGAGAGCAAUCAAGUCUGCUCACGAGUUGAAUGAGUGAUUGGAGUUAUAGAGCUAUGGGCGUAGGCAAAGCAUAGUUCUUCGCCGCGUAUCGAUUUGCUUUACAUCGGGGAGUUUGUGUCGACGCAUCGUGUAUUGUUGUUUAUUGUAUCACCUUCUUCAAUUGUAGUCAUAGGCAUAGUGGUGAAUUCAACCCA
Molecule: messenger RNA, 1423 nt
Organism: Colletotrichum acutatum
Lineage: Eukaryota; Fungi; Ascomycota; Sordariomycetes; Glomerellales; Glomerellaceae
Exons: 3
Source: RefSeq, a predicted model, not a curated record